GUGCGAUCAUUUAUCAGCAAUUAUACGAAUUUUAUAAAGUCGCGGAUACUUUACGAAUUAUAUUUAUAGUUCCGCUUUCUACGGAUGGUAAAAUCAUUUUUGAGAAAAAAAAAGUUCAAUUCAAUCUAGAGGACAGCACUGUGCAUGCAAUUGCAUACCGGUUGUUUCGCAAUUUUUCAACGGUUAAAACGCGGCUGUUGCCGUUUUCGAGUGCUUCGUUCAAUUUGUAAAUAAAUAAUUUGUAAAUAAAUAAUGGCUGAAACCUGUGAAAAUUUGCGAAGGUCUACGAGAAUUACCCGAGCUCGAAUUAUAAGUGAUAGCGAAGAUGCUCGUACACCUACGAAACACACACCCAGGCGUUCCAGCACUUGGAAAGUCGCUAAACCAUUUUUUUACAAUCCGGAACUGGAACAAGAGCUUGAAACCAUUGAAGAAAAUGUACAGAAACCAAAGGAACUAUUUGACGAGACAGAUGUGAGUGCAAAUCAAUACUGUACUUUUCAAACUCCAUCGAAAAAGCAUUCAAUGCUAGAAAGAGCAAAGCUUUGUCGAACUCCCGCAACGCCACGAACACCUGAAAAGUUGCCUGAACUGAAAGUCAUUGUGGAAAGAGUAGAAACAUCUCCUCCUAGAAGAUUCACCAGGUCAAGAAUUAAAGCCGAGACGCCGGUUCGCAGACAAAGAUUCUCCACUAGGCUCUCUGCGAGUGAGAGUGAAAGCGUAUCAGACGACAGCGAAUAUAUUCCAACGGAUGAUGAAAAAAGUAGCAGUAGCAAUAAUGAAGUAUCUGAGCCUGACGUUGAAAAUGAUAGCCAGAAGGACACGGGAAAAAGAGGUCAAACCAUUCGGUUGAAGAAUAUUCCUGCAACUCCAUCAUUAAGGCGCGGUAGAUCAAAGAAACCAGUCGCGUAUUCUGAUUACCAUUUCAAAACGGAUGACUAUUUUGAGGCACAAUCCGAAAAAGCUCUAACGUCUGAUCGUACUCUCGCAAGACUGAAAAAUCCGCGAUUGAACGAAGAAAAGUUGCAAGAAUUAUUGGAAAAUCAAAGUCACAUAUCCAGGACACAUCGUGAGGCUAUAUGUAGAUUAAAUGAUGGUUAUCGAGCUUUGUUCCCAAUGUGGUACCACAUCAUGGAAGAAGGUUACAGUCUCUUGAUUCAUGGCUUAGGAUCAAAGAGAACUUUAAUAAAUAAUUUCCACAGUGAGGUUCUAAUGGACCAUCCGUCUUUGGUCGUCAACGGAUUUUUUCCAAGUUUAACCGUGAAGGAUAUACUCGAUAGUAUUAUCACAGAGCUAUUGGAGUUAGACAGUCCUACAAAUCCCAAUGAAGCUUUUGACCUGAUUGAAGAAACGUUAACAAAAAAUCCAGACGAUCGUCUUUAUUUGUUUAUACACAAUAUCGAUGGUUCUAUGUUGCGAUUCAACAAAGCUCAAGACACGUUAUCGCGACUUGCUGCGAUAUCGAACGUCCGUCUCAUUGCAUCGGUCGAUCACAUCAAUGCGCCACUCAUUUGGGACAACGCAAAGCGUUCUCGUUAUAAUUUUUACUGGUGGGAUGCAACAACAUUUUUGCCAUAUGAAGCAGAAACAUCCUACGAGAGCUCAUUAUUGGUGCAACACAGCGGUUCUCUUGCACUAUCAUCUUUGCACAAUGUAUUCCAGUCGUUAACUUCCAAUACAAAAGCAAUUUAUAUAUUGCUCGUCAAGUAUCAAAUCGAGAAUGGCAAAAAUCAAAAUUAUCCAGGAAUGGCGAUUAAGGAUCUCUAUCGUGGAGCAAGAGAAGGAUUUCUCGUCAGCUCGGAUCUGGCACUGCGGGCCCAACUGACAGAAUUUAUAGAUCACAAAUUAGUCAAAACUAAAAGAAACGUUGAUGGUGUCGAGUAUCUCUUGAUUCCAUUGGAUAACGCAUUGUUACAAGAAUUUCUCAAUCAACAGAACGAAUCUUGAAAACAGUAAUUACUAUCAUUAGUGUAAUUAUUCAGUUUCUAUUUUUUUUAUCACAUUACAUUCGUUUUUGUUUGUUUAUUUUUUACUCUUGUCGACUGAAUAAAUCGUAUUUUUCUACGAA
Messenger RNA from Venturia canescens, 2068 nucleotides. RefSeq names its product origin recognition complex subunit 2 (gene Orc2). The coding region runs from base 253 to 1947 and encodes 564 amino acids. Gene Ontology annotation, molecular function: DNA replication origin binding. Lineage: Eukaryota; Metazoa; Arthropoda; Insecta; Hymenoptera; Ichneumonidae. Gene Ontology annotation, biological process: DNA replication. Gene Ontology annotation, cellular component: nuclear origin of replication recognition complex; nucleus. The record is from RefSeq and is a predicted model, not a curated record. The transcript is spliced from 9 exons.